This is a messenger RNA of Coregonus sp. 'balchen', 41142 nucleotides long. NCBI's taxonomy places the organism in Eukaryota, Metazoa, Chordata, Actinopteri, Salmoniformes, Salmonidae. The record is from the annotation of a GenBank genome assembly.
GGAGGCGAGGCUCUGAUGAUGGAGAAUGGACAGAGCUCCGCCUCAAAGCUCGGCCUGCCGCCUCUCACCCCUGAGCAGCAGGAGGCACUGCAGAAGGUAAGGCCCCCUAGAACGGUGACAUUCCUCAGAUUUUCACAAAAGUGAUAGGCUAUCAGUGUAGAAAUGUGUAGUCACAGGCUUCAGUAUUCUUUUUAAUUGGAUUGGACAGAAAUGGAAAAGAAAGAUAGCGAGAGUGUGCUGAAAUGACAGUGUGCCCUAGAAAAAUGCAGGAAAUUAGCUUUAAAAUAGGUACAAGUCUGUAGUUUAACAUGACAACAUCUUUUGGAUGGUAGACUAUUUCAUGAUAACAAUUAUGGAAAAAUUAAGUCUAACCUUGACUUUACAUUAUUUCCCUUACAAAUAUGUUAAAUUACCCAUCAAUUAUACAUCUUAUUUAGGACACCUCGGGCUAUCACUACAAAAAGUCAUGCUUAAUGCAUUUGUGCAGUUUUCAAGUGAAUAGGUUAAGUGAAUAGUUCAAUUGAUGGCGAUCAGUGUCACACAUUGUAUGACAUUACUUAUCACUUCUGUUCAGAGCAAAGUAAAACAAAAAAAAUAUUUUACUCACUGACUUCUUAACGUCUUAGCCCAGCCUAUCAAUGUCAUAGAGACAAACCAAAGAUAUCCACAUCAGGGUUUCCGUUAGCAAAAUCUGGUGCCGGACAACGUGACCUGCAAUAUUUUAAUUUACCGGUCAUCCAAAUGCAUUAUGGCGUCCACCCACGAUGCUCAAAAUCACAUUUAGAUUAUUGUAAUUAAUCUUAUCAGAAUAGAAAUUAGCCUGUAAAGUUCUAAUAAAAUAUAGUAGAACGAUGUUCUUAUACCAACAUGACAGGUUUUAUUGAAAAGCAAAACAUUGCCCGUUACGUCUUCAUCCCUGCUAUGAAUCAUGAAUGAAUAUCAUCUAAAAAAAGAAAUCAACUUUUAGCCUAGAAGAGCAAGUCGCCUACACAGUAAUAAAACAACUUCAAAAUAUAAUAUUUGUAUAAUAUAAUUUGCGAACAACCUGUCCUAUAGACUAUUUGUAUGAAAUGUGUUAUUAAUAAAUAACAAAACACUGCUGGUUUUCAAAUACAACCUAGGCCCCUAUAAUGUAAUUUAGCCUAGGCAUGAACAUUUUAAUUAGGUCAAUAAACAACAAAACAUGGCUGUCUGAACACCAGCUUUUGUCAAAUUGGGCUUUUCAUAGUAGGUUAGGAGAAUUAGGUUAAGGUUAGGAAAAGAGUUAUGGUUAGCAAAAAUGCAAAAAAUGCAACUUUUGUUGUUAGUUUGACAAAAGCUGGAUCAAAGAUUAUGGACAUACUGACAAUAUACAUGUCUCUACGCCCUAACAAUGGGAGUCAUUGUCCACAAAGCGGCACAGCGGGCUGUCUAGCUCCCGCCUUUCCUUUCUUUGGAUUGGUGGAUACAUCUCAUUAUUGAAAUCCUUUUUUGAAUAUUCGGUGAGGGUUGUUGACUUCAACCGCCUUUAUUCAAUGGAGAGAGAGGCUAUGCUAUGCAAUGAAUAUGCAUAGCCAUCACGAGACAACUCCGAUAUGAAGUGUUUUUUCUCUAAGUUGCCGGGAUGUCAUGUGUCCUACUUAUAUCAGUACACUCAUAACAACUUAAGCAUUACGAAACUUAUAUUAGAUCAAAUAAACCUCACAUAGCAAAUAAGCCAUUCAUUUUUUGUUGUUGACCUCCAUGCAAAAACUCCAUGUUUGGUGGGCCUCUCGCUUCCUCUCUGGCUGGAUCCCUUCUAGCCAUGACCGGGCCAGCCGGCCCCACUCCCCAUUUCCGUUGUGAUUCAGCACCACAGUAGUGGAAAGAGGACACUCAAGGUGGCCACAAAAUGAAGAAAUUAUAGAACUGAUGUUGGACAAUCAAAUUCGAUAUGUAAAUAAACAAAAUUUGUUACGGCUGGUUCAUUGAGAGAAAGCUUAUUUUACAAUGCUCCUGUGAAAUGAGGCCCGCUUCAUUAAUUUAUGAAAGCACUUGUUUCCAAAGCUCAAGUGAUAUCUAACUCUUUUUACAGUUCUACUGAAUGAUGUUAAUAAAUGUUAUGUUUAUUGUAAUUUGAACUAUCGUUGGGUCGUGACUCGUGUCAUGUGUGAUAUAGGUGGCUUAUUGAGAACUGUUUCCUACUAUAGGCAGUUGGCUGCCUAGUGAUUGCAACAUUGUAACUCACCGAUGUGAAUAGUUGGCAACAAUGUUUUGUUUCUAAGUGCACCUGAAUAACAACUGAUAUGCACCAAUUGCUCAUGAUACACAUAAUUACUCUAGUCUAUCAAUCCAUUCCAAAUCUUUAUACUAUACACUACCGGUCAAAAGUUUUAGAACACCUACUCAUUCAAGGGUUUUUCUUUAUUAGUACUAUUUUGUACAUUGUAGAAUAAUAGUGAAGGCAUCAAAACUAUGAAAUAACACAUAUGGAAUCAUGUAGUAAACAAAAGUGUUAAACAAAUCAAAGUAUAUUUUAUAUUUGAGACUCUUGAAAUAGCCACUCUUUGCCUUGAUGACAGCUUUGCACACUCGUGGCAUUCUCUCAACCAGCUUCAUGAGGUAGUCACCUGGAAUGCAUUUCAAUUAACAGGUGUGCCUUCUUAAAAGUUAAUUUGUGGAAUUUCUUUCCUUAAUGUGUUUGAGCCAAUCAGUUGUGUUGUGACAAGGUGGGGGGGGUAUAGAGAAGAUGGCCCUAUUUGGUAAAAGACCAGUCCAUAUUAUGUUAAGAACAGCUCAAAUAAGCAAAGAGAAACGACAGUCCGUCAUUACUUUAAGACAUGAAGGUCAAUAUGGAAAAUAUCAAGAAGUUUGAACGUUUCUUCAAGUGCAGUCGCAAAAACCAUCAAGCGCUAUGAUGAAACUGGCUCUCAUGAGGACCACCACAGGAAUGGAAGACCCAGAGUUACCUCUGCUGCAGAGGAUAUGUUCAUUAGAGUUACCAGCCUCAGAAAUUGCUGCCCAAAUAAAUGCGUUACAGAGUUCAAGUGACAGACACAUCUCAACAUCAACUGUAAAGAGGAGACUGUGCGAAUCAGGCCUUCAUGGUCGAAUUGCUGCAAAGAAACCACUACUAAAGGACACCAAUAAGAAGAAGAGACUUGUUUGGGCCAAGAAACACGAGCAAUGGACAUUAGACCGGUGGAAAUUCGUCCUUUGGUCUGGAGUCCAAAUUUGAGAUUUUUGGUUCCAACCGCAGCGUCUUUCUGAGACGCGGUGUGGGUGAACGGAUGACAUCCACGUGUAUUUCCCACCCUAAAGCAUGGAGGAGGUGUUAUGGUGUGGGGGUGCUUUGCUGGUGACACUGUCUGUGAUUUAGUUAGAAUUCAAGGCACACUUAACCAGCAUGGCUACCACAGCAUUCUGCAGCGAUACGCCAUCCCAUCUGGUUUGGGCUUAGUGGGACUAUCAUUUCUUUUUAAACAGGACUAUGACCUAACAUACCUCCAGGCUGUGUAAGGGCUACUUUACCAAGAAGGAGAGUGAUGGAGUGCUGCAUCAGAUGACCUGGCCUCCACAAUCCCCUGACCUCAACCCAAUUGAGAUUGUUUGGGAUGAGUCGGACAGCAGAGUGAAGGAAAAGCAGCCAACAAGUGCUCAGCAUAUGUGGGAACUCCUUCAAGACUGUUGGAAAUGCAUUCCAGGUGACUACCUCAUGAAGCUGGUUGAGAGAAUGCCAAGAGUGUGCAAAGCUGUCAAGGCAAAGGGUGGCUAUUUGAAGAAUCUCAAAUAUAAAAUCUAUUUUGAUUUGUUAAAUACUUUUUUGGUUACUAAAUGAUUUCAUAUGUUAUUUCAUUAUUCUACAAUGUAGAAAAUAGUAAAAAUAAAGAAACCCUUGAAUGACUUUUGACAAGUAGUGUACAUGGCGCAUAUGUUGAUCUUGCCUGAGGCAGCAGCAGAACUUCUAGGACGGGGCCUCACAAACACAAUUUAUUUGCUUUAGUUUGUGGCAGACCUUGGCCUGCUCAAGGUGAGCCACUGCUGUUGGGAAGUCAAAACUGUCCAACUCCUUGGAGCAGCUUGCGAUGCGCAUCAGAGGAUUUUAUUAUAGAAACACACCCAACGCUAAUAUCCCAGCAGCUUGAGGAUUUAUUAUAGAAACACACUGACAAUAAUGUCCAAGCAGCUUGAGGAUUUAUAAGGCUAUGAAGUAUAUUUGCCUUUGAAGUCGGAGCCCAUCUACUGGUAUUUCCAUCAAUGAAUAAAAAGCAUUAUUUUGCAAUGGAUGAUUUUUUUCUCCCGGACGAUUUGACCGGCAACAAUUAUAUUUAUUGUGUUCAUUUUUUUUGAUUGGCCAAAAACCGGCAUUUACUGGGUAACAGAACCCCUUAUCCCCAUGUGCAUCAGAGUAGCGUCUUGUGUAUUUUACGGUUCAUUUUUAGCCUAAAGCGUCGCGGAGAUAUGCAUCGUUAUACAUCGGUUUAUAAUAGGAUUUGGUUACAAUUUAGCUGACCAAUGGCAACCUGUGGACCACCCUUGAGCCGGCCCUGCUUUGGUACCACAGGGAAUGAAGAGACUGUCAAGAAUUACAUCCCAAAUAGAAUGGUUCUGCUACUUACCUUACCCUUUACACUCGUGGGAAUUGGCCUGUAUGCAUAGGGCUAAAUUCAGCUGUUUCUUACAGAAUAAAUAUGAAAAGCUUAUGAAUAACCAUGGUAGCAAUUGAAUGGGAACAGUUUGGAGAUUAUGGGAAAAUUAUUAGACCAAGGACACAACAGUUCACCUGACACAAGACUGAAUCCAAACAUUACACUGUUGAUUUUAUGUGCAUUUUAAGUUUACUGUACUUUUUGCUGCAUUUGUUGAUAAUGAAAUCUGAAAAUACUCAGUAACAUGAUACGAAUAUUCCUGGAAAAUGUGGGGUCGGUGCAACAUAAGACAAGAAAAAUACAAGGGUUUGAGUGAGCGGACUGAUGUCUCCAAGUGGGCCACACAAGGGGUCUCCGACCUUUUCUAGCAUGAGAGCUACUUUUAAAACAUGUACCAUGUCACGAGUUAUUCAUUAUUUUCUAGCUUUCAAAUAGGCACAUUCUUCUCUUCUCCUCUCCCCUGCAAUUCUUCCCCGGGUCAUUAGUGUACAAGAGAAAUAAGUGUACUAUGUUUUCUGUCAAUAUACAGUAUCUUGCAAAAGUAUUCAGCCCCCUUGGCGUUUUUCCUAUUUUGUUGCAUUACAACCUGUAAUUUAAAUUGAUGUUUAUUUGGAUUUCAUCUAAUGGACAUACAAAAAAAAAUAGUCCAAAUUGGUGAAGUGAAAUAAAUAAAAUAACUUGUUUCAAAAAAUUCUAAAAAAUAAAUAACGGAGAAGUGGUGCGUGCAUAUGUAUUCACCCCCUUUGCUAUGAAGCCCCUAAAUAAGAUCUGGUGCAACCAAUUACCUUCAGAAAUAACAUAAUUAGUUAAAUAAAGUCCACCUGUGUGCAAUCUAAGUGUCACAUGAUCUGUCACAUGAUCUCAGUAUAUAUACACCUGUUCUGAAAGGCCCCAGAGUCUGCAACACCACUAAGCAAGGGACACAACCAAGCAAGCGGCACCAUGAAGACCAAGCAGCUCUCCAAACAGGUCAGGGACAAAGUGGUGGAGAAGUACAGAUCCGGGUUGGGUUAUAAGAAAAUAUCAGAAACUUUGAACAUCCCACAGAGCACCAUUAAAUCCAUUAUUUUAAAAAAUGGAAAGAAUAUUGCACCACAACAAACCUGCCAAGAGAGGUCCGCCCACCAAAACUUACGGACCAGGCAAGGAGGGCAUUAAUGAGAGAGGCACAAAGAGACAAAAGAUAACCCUGAAGGAGCUGCAAAGCUCCACAGCGGAGAUUGGAGUAUCUGUCCAUAGGACCACUUUAAGCCGUACACUCCACAGAGCUGGGCUUUACGGAAGAGUGGCCAGAAAAAAGCCAUUGCUUAAAGAAAAAAAUAAGCAAACACAUUUGGUGUUCGCCAAAAGGCAUGUGGGAGACUCCCCAAACAUAUGGAAGAAGGUACUCUGGUCAGAUGAGACUAAAAUUGAGCUUUUUGGCCAUCAAGGAAAACGCUAUGUCUGGCGUAAACCCAACACCUCUCAUCACACCGAGAACACCAUCCCCAUAGUGAAGCAUGGUGGUGGCAGCGUCAUGCUGUGGGGAUGUUUUUCAUCGGCAGGGACUGGGAAACUGGUCAGAAUUGAAGGAAUGAUGGAUGGCGUUAAAUACAGGGAAAUUCUUGAGGGAAACCUGUUUCAAUCUUCCAGAUAUUUGAGACUGGGACAGCGGUUCAUCUUCCAGCAGGACAAUGACCCUAAGUAUACUGCUAAAGCAACACUCGAGUGGUUUAAGGGGAAACAUUUAAAUGUCUUGGAAUGGCCUAGUCAAAGCCCAGACCUCAAUCCAAUUGAGAAUCUGUGGUAUGACUUAAAGAUUGUUGUACACCAGCGGAACCCAUACAAUUUGAAGGAGCUGGAGAAGUUUUGCCUUGAAGAAUGGGCAAAAAUCCCAGUGGCUAGAUGUGCCAAGCUUAUAGAGACAUACCCCAAGAGACUUGCAGCUGUAAUUGCUGCAGAAGGUGGCUCUACAAAGUAUUGACUUUGGGUGGGGUGAAUAGUAAUGCACGCUCAAGUUUUCUGUUUUUUUUGUCUUAUUUCUUGUUUGUUUCAAAGUAAAAAAAACAUUUUGCAUCUUCAAUCAAAUGGUACAACCCCCCCAAAAAUCAAUUUUAAUUCCAGGUUGUAAGGCAAUGAAAUAGGAAAACUGACAAGGGGGGUGAAUACUUUCGCAAGCCACUACACCUGUUAAAAUAAUGGUUAGUAAAAAACUAAGGGGCCCUAUAAAAUCUGUGAUUUCUUCCCCCAAAUUUUAUAUUUUCCAAAAUGUGUUUUCUCAGUUUUAUUUUUCCUUGUUUUAGAUGUAGUUUUGAGAGAGAUUAAAAAUAAAUACAAUUGUUCAUAGAGAAACAACGAAAUUGGAUGUUCUGAAUUAAUGCCAAUGGUUCAAUCACAUCAGAAGACAAUUUUUUGGGGGGGGUCUGAAAAAAAACUAACAAAUGAUUUUUGAGCCAGGUAAGCCUAUUUUGCAGUUAACAAUUAAUUGAGAAGGUUUUGUGGAAAGUAUUUCUGUCAAUCCACAAGACAGUUAUCACAUCAACUUGCUACACACAGAGUGAUAGACAAACGCGCUCACCACACAGACAGACAGAGCCAAUAUUGCUGGAAAUGAAUUGCCAGAUAUUGUGUUAGGAUUGGCUUUUUAAGCCAAUAGUAGCUUACAAGGGGUGGGAUAAUGUCAAUGUUGCGUUGAUUAGAUAGUAGCUGGGAGCUUGCAGUAUCUGAUAUUCAUGAGAUUUGUUUGACAGUUUAGGAUGUAACUCAUGGAAAAUUGUAUACUUUCAGAAUUGUUUGGCGAACUACUCAUAGGUGGGCUGCUUGCUACUGGUAGCUCGUGAUCGAGCUGUUGGAGAAACCCUGGGCCACACACUUCUCCAAAGUGUGGACAAUUCCUAAUCAAUUCCAGUGCACUUUUAUGACUCAAAGAAGAGUCUUCAACAAAAGGUGCUUUUUUGAGCUCUCCUAGCUGUGCUGUUGAGGAACUAGAGCAAGCACACUUGUAGUUGUUUGGUUUGGAACGCAACUCUGCUUGUCGCGCUGAUGUUCAGAACGGCUGCCAGUCAAAACCCAUACAGUGCUGUGAAGCGCAGAGCCAGAGCUCUGACAUCAUUUAUAGCAUGUUACUGUACAGCCACUACGUUCCUAUUUAGCCGUUUAUCAGUGCCUAAAUCUGCCAAUUUCGACCUGUAUACGGGUAUGAGUGUAAAGGGUUAACACAGGCACAAUAAUUAGUGUAGCCUAUUAUUAUAAGACUCUAAAGUUGGAUGUUUUGGUGCUGCUAGUGCAGUUCAGACUGCUGGUUGAGAAAUUAGGUGGUAUUUUUUGUCUUAAAGUAACAUUAUACUGUGCUAUUAUAUUUGGUUCUGUUAUGUAGAAUAGUAUCAUUAUGUGAUCUUGCAUACAUUGAUUCAGCUUUGAUAUAACUUGAUUAAACGAGUGCCAUUCUCUAUUCAUCACUGAAAUUCGCCAGAGUAGCCUGUUCUCUGGGAACAAGUAGAGCAGAGACUGCGUAGUAGAGAAUCCCGCACAUGCGCUAAGUUGAGGGUUUUUAGAUAUCGGGAAGAGUGUUCCGAAGCAGUUUCUCCAUAACACCCAAUGAGAGACAAACCUGGAGAGUUAUAUUUGUUACACCAAUGUGGCAAACAAAUUGAUAUUUGAAUGUGAUUCGAUUGCUAAAUGUAAUUUUGACAGUAUUUACCCUGCACUAACACCAUAUUCUACUGAUCAGAUUCUCAACAGGACCCUGAUAAGCUGAGUGUGUUGAGCAUGGCUGGGAAGAUAGUAUUGCACCCCAGCAGCUCUCCAGAUGGCGAGUUGGCUGCAUUUAAUGUAUACAGUAACAGUACAGUUUCUCUGAGGCAUUUUCUCGUUGCGGUAUAGACUAUAAAGUAUUCUGAAACUAAGUGUGCAGGCUUGUAUCGGAGGUAACCUCUUCUCUUUCCCUUCAUUUGCCUGUAGGCGAAGAAGUAUGCCAUGGAGCAGAGCAUUAAGAGUGUGCUGGUCAAACAGACCCUGGCCCAUCAACAACAGCAGCUCACCAACUUACAGGUAAGGAGAACCUCAUUUGUGAGGUGACAGCCCUGUCCACCAAGCCUCCUUCCUCAUACAGUGCUGAGAAAAGCACAGUCUGCAGACAAUUUGUUGACACAUUUCACAUAUUUAAAUGUUCUACACAACAUACUACACACAUCAUGGGAAAAAAUAUAUAGAUUUGAAAAAGAAAUACAGCCAUACAGAGUUCAUUUACUGUUUAAAAACCCCUAGAGUCGAUGUCCCCACCCCUGCGGAAAUCAAGUUAGCGUUACAAAAAAAGUCCCCAUCAAAAUCUGUCUGUUUAAGCUAGAGAUGACAUAUUUUUGCAUGGGCUGGGUUUCAAUCCACUGCAUCUGCCAAUGACGACCUUCUGCAUCUGCGCUGGAAGGUGGCCGAGCUACAGCGGUGUUUAUCAGACUUUAUUUAUGUAACCCUUAUUUUACCAGGUAAGUUGACUGAGAAAUUUUAGCCAGGACACCGAGGUAAACAGCCCUACGAUAAGUGCCAUGGGAUCUUUAGUUACAACAGAGUCAGGACACCCGUUUAACGUCCCAUCCAAAAGACGGCAAUGUCCCCAAUCACUGCCCUGGGGCAUUGGGAUAUAUUUUUUUAGACCAGAGGAAAGAGUGCCUCCUACUGGCCCUCCAACAUCACUUUCAGCAGCAUCUGGUCUCCCAUCCAGGGACCAACCCUGCUUAGCUUCAGAGGCAAUCCAGCAGUGUGAUGCAGGGUGGUAUGCUGCUGGACCAUGAGACGAAAACGUCUGUAGCGCCCGAACGGCUUGGCCUAAAAACUAAAUAUGACCAGUCUAUGGAAAGGUGAGACUCUCAAGAACACGUACAUGUUGGAAGCCCACAAGCCUCACAUGACUCGUCUGAAGGUAGCAUGGUACCAGUGUAAAAAAUGAAUGGACGUAGUUUAGUACCCCCAAACAUUUUUUAAAUAUGGGUAAACAUUUAAAAAAAUUAUUUCCUGAUCUUUCUUAGCUUGGCACACCUGUAUUUGGGGAGUUUCUCCCAUUCUUCUCUGCAGAUCCUCUCAAGCUCUUUCAGGUUGGAUGGGGAGCGUCGCUGCACAGCUAUUUUCAGGGUUCUCCAGAAAUGUUUGAUCGGGUUCAAGUCCGGGCUCUGGCUGGUCCACUCAAGCACAUUCAGAGACUUGUCCUGAAGCCACUCUACUCCUGUUUUGGCUGUGUGCUUAGGGUUGUUGUCCUGUUGGAAGCUGAACCUUUGCCCCCGUCUGAGGUCCUGAGAACUCUGGACCAGGUUUUCAUCAAGGAUCUCUCUGUACUUUGCUCCAUUCACCUUUCCCUUGAUCCUGAUUAGUCUCCCAGUCCCUGCCGCUGAAAAAUAUCCCCACAGCAUGCUUCUGCCACCACCAUGCUUCACCGUAGGGAUUGUGCCAGGUUUCCUCCAGACGUGACGCUUGGCAUUCAGGCCAAAGAGUUCAAUCUUUGUUUCAUCAGACCAGAGAUUCUUGUUUCUCAUGGUCAGAGUCCUUUAGGCAAACUCCAAGCGGGCUGUCAUGUGCCUUUUACUGAGGAUUGGCUUUCAUCUGGCCACUCUACCAUAAAGGCCUGGUUGGUGGUGCAGAGAUGGUUGUCCUUCUGGAAAGUUCUCCCAUCUCCACAGAAGAACUCUGGAGCUCUGUCAGGGUGACCAUCGGGUUCUUGGUCAUCUGCCUGACCAAGGCCCUUCUCCCCCGAUUGCUCAGUUUUUCGGGCGGCCAGCUCUAGGAAGAUUCUUGGUGGUUCCAAACUUCUUCCAUUUAAGAAUGAUGGAGGCCACUGUGUCCUUGGGGACCUUGAAUGCUGCAGACAUUUUUUGGUACCCUUCCCUCGACACAAUCCUGUCUCAGAGCUCUACGGACAAUUCCUUAGACCUCAUGGCUUGGUUUUUGCUCUGACAUGCACUGUCAACUGUGGGACCUGUAUAUAAACAGGUGUGUGCCAAUCAAUUGAAUUUACCACAGGUGGACUCCAAUCAAGUUGUAGAAACAUCUCAAGGAUGAUUAUUUUAAACAGGAUGUGUUCAAUUUCGAGUCUCAUAGCAAAGGGUCUGAAUCCUUUGUGUGUAAUAUUGUGUAAUGUAUUUUAUGUGAAGGAAAACUAGAGUUGCACAUCCCUGAUCACUCUAUUGAAGUAAAAGAACACUGUUGACUUUCAAUAUAAAACGCGACCCCUGUCAAUACACAGCUGGAUUCACCUGCUCCCACUUUCUCCAGUUGUGCUAUGUACAAACAAGCACUUGACUGGCUCAUAAUGUGACAGGUGAACUGAGGAACGCAAUCUGCUUUAUCUCCCAACACAUUGCACAAGUUGACUGCAGGUAUUUACUGAAAGAAUAGCUACAAAUUAUUAAAAUGUAUUGAACAACUUCAAAUAAAUAAUUUCAACGAUAUUGAAGGUAUUGAAAAACCAUCCCGUGGCUUUUUCCAAAUACCUCGGUAUACGGUAUAUACGGUAUACCGCCCCAAGCCUAUUAGAUACUGGGGGACUGUACCAUACACAAUUUUCUGGGCCAAUACCAGCUUCAGCUAAUUGACCUGUUUAUCAACUGAUAGCCACUGUAGUUGGCUGAGCUGAGAAGGGCCAACAUGAGCCUGAGGGCCUUGCCGUUUUAUUCCGAGCUGUCUGUAGCUUGUUCUUGAUACAUUUAGGGGAGCUACUGUACCAGGUAGUGCACACACAGUCAAACUGAGGCUGCACUGACUCUGCUGCAAGUGUUUUCAAGGUCCCUUUAUCUAGAAAUGUGGCUUUUUUGGCCAGAAAUGUCACUCUCUGGUUGACCCAUGCUGUCCCCUGUCAGGAACCUGUCUAGUUCACAGCCAAAGUAUUUAACACAGUUCUUGGCUGUAACUGCUGUGUCACCAACCGUGACUCUUAACGCCUGGUGUUCUACCUAGCCUAAGCAUAGAGCCAAAUAAUAUUGACUGUUUUCCCCAAAUGAAGAGACCGCUUGUUGUCUGACGGCCAGUUACUGACCCGUUAGUUCUGCACUAAGCUGGCUCUCAACCAUACUCUUGUCUUUCUGAGAGACCACUUUUGUGAUUUUUGACACCUUCUUUUCUCUGGCCUUGAUUUAGUCCGUCUAAUUUUGGACAUCCUACAAGGGUAAAAACUCAAAUAACGUUUGAAAGGAUUAUGAUAGAGACGUGAGGUUAAGACCAUUGGUUUUGCUAGAGUAUCUGCACAAUAAACAUAUUAUUUUUGAUUGGACACCCUACUGUAACAUUGAUUCAAUUACUUUUGGUAGUGGCAAUUCAGGUCGGAUUUUAGGAUAUUUUUACAUCUUUACCCAAACUCUCCACCAUGGCCAAGACCAAAGAGCUCUCCAAGGAUGUCAGGGACAAGAUUGUAGACCUACACAAGGCUGGAAUGGGCUACAAGACCAUCGCCAAGCAGCUUGGUGAGAAGGUGACAACAGUUGGUGCGAUUAUUCGCAAAUGGAAGAAACACAAAAUAACUGUCAAUCUCCCUCGGCCUGGGGCUCCAUGCAAGAUCUCACCUCGUGGAGUUGCAAUGAUCAUGAGAACGGUGAGGAAUCAGCCCAGAACUACACGGGAGGAUCUUGUCAAUGAUCUCAAGGCAGCUGGGACCAUAGUCACCAAGAAAACAAUUGGUAACACACUACGCCGUGAAGGACUGAAAUCCUGCAGCGCCCGCAAGGUCUCCCUGCUCAAGAAAGCACAUAUACAGGGCCAUCUGAAGUUUGCCAAUGAACAUCUGAAUGAUUCAGAGGAGAACUGGGUGAAAGUGUUGUGGUCAGAUGAGACCAAAAUGGAGCUCUUUGGCAUCAACUCAACUCGCCGUGUUUGGAGGAGGAGGAAUGCUGCCUAUGACCCCAAGAACACCAUCCCCACCGUCAAACAUGGAGGUGGAAACAUUAUGCUUUGGGGGUGUUUUUCUGCUAAGGGGACAGGACAACUUCACCGCAUCAAAGGGAGGAUGGACGGGGCCGAAGGUGAAGGUUUGAGUUGCCAAACGUCAGUCUCGAAACCUUAAUGACUUGGAGAAGAUCUGCAAAGAGGAGUGGGACAAAAUCCCUCCUGAGAUGUGUGCAAACCUGGUGGCCAACUACAAGAAACGUCUGACCUCUGUGAUUGCCAACAAGGGUUUUGCCACCAAGUACUAAGUCAUGUUUUGCAGAGGGGUCAAAUACUUAUUUCCCUCAUUGAAAUGUAAAUCAAUUCAUAACAUUUUUUACAUGCGUUUUUCUGGAUUUUUGUUGUUGUUAUUCUGUCUCUCACUGUUCAAAUAAACCUACCAUUAAAAUUAUAGACUGAUCAUGUCUUUGUCAGUGGGCAAACGUACAAAAUCAGCAGGCGAUCAAAUACUUUUUUCCUCACUGUAGCUACUUUCAAAGCCGCGCUGAUUGGUCAGAGUUCGGUUGUUCUCUGUAAGAAGUAAAGGCACGCAAGAGAAGGAAGAAAAAAACAUUGUCAUCCAUAACUUGCAUUUUCCCGAAUUUGCAUAUGAAGUUCUAUUAAAGUAUGUAGCUUUUUGUGAGUGAUUGCAGCCAGCCUGACUGACCAGAUGGUUAGCAUUGACAUCAUGGAUAGUUCCAUUGUUUUAGGAGGUAAGCAAGCUUACAAAAUAGAGAAAGGGUCAUUAGUUCUACUCCCUUAAAUUAUUAAAACAAACAAAAGCCGGUUCUAACUAGUUCUCAGCCUACAGUACCAGUCAAAAGUUUGGACACUCAUUCAAGUUUUUUUUUUUUUUUUUUUUACUAUUUUCUACAUUAAUUAAUAUAAUAAUAGUGAAGACAUCAAAGCUAUGAAAUAACACAUAUGGAAUCAUGUAGUAACCAAAAAAGUGUUAAAGAUUCUUCAAAGUAGCCACCCUUUGCCUUGAUGAUAGCUUUGCACACUCUUGGCAUAUAUUUUACGUGUGACAGAGGGCCAGAGAUAAUUGCAGAUCCCUGUGAUAAUCUGAAGUACCCAAAAGGCCACUAGAUAUAAUUUUAUAAAAUAAAAUAAGAACUUAAACGUUACCAAAAUUCUGGUAUUAAACUUAGAAAGUUUCCAGUAAUAUACCCUCCCCAUGCAACCCUAGGUACGACAGUUGAACUAAACUCAUGAGGCAUUUAUAAGUUAUACUCUUCUAGAAUCAAUAAAUUUAAAUCAGGGGUGUCAAACGUCCGGCCCGCAAACGGGUUUAAUCCGGCCCGCGAGAUGAUUUUUUUUAAUUUAUUUUUUUUAAGUAUAAAAAUGCGCUGCAAUUUUUCAAUAAAAUAAACUGCUGUUCCAAUUGCGUCCACUGGAUGGCGCAAUAGCAAUUGUGUUAAGCAAGCUAACUGUUUAUACCGGGGCAGAGCAAGUAGGUCAAGCACGUGCAGCCAAUGAGCUACUUUGUUUUGCCCGCGAUAUUUAUUACGGCUUCUACUUUUAACAUUAUGUGCUUUGGCACCCUCAUUGCCCCAAUAUGUCUCUGUCAAAAAAGAGAAAAGUGGACGCAGAGUGCAGUGUUCCAAGAAAAAUGGUCAUCCUAUUUAUUCACGGAAUUGAAUGGGAAAGCUGUAUGUUUGGUGUGUUCAUAGCAUGUUGCAGUGCUGAAAGAAUAUAACCUUUGUCGCCACUAUGUGAGUCUUCAUGCCGACAAAUAUGACAACUUUCAAGGACAGCGGAGAUGAGAGAAGGUGAAUGAACUGUUGGCGGGUCUGAAGAAACAGCAGUCUGUGUUUACUCACAGCCGAGACAUCAGUGACGCUGCAGUGAAAGCUAGCUACCUCAUUGUUAAUGAAAUCGCAGUGGCUUCAAAACCAUUUAGUGAGGGUGAAUUUGUAAAAACAUGCAUGAUGAAGGCAGCGGAGAUUGUGUGCCCUGAAAAGCGGCAGGCUUUUGCAAAUAUCAGCCUGACAAGAAACACAGUUGCAGACAGGAUUUCCGAUCUUUCAGUGGAUUUGGACAGCCAGUUGAAGCAAAAAGUAAAGUCAUUUAUUGCGUUUUUGGUUGCAUUUGAUGAAAGCACGGACAUUACAGAUGUUGCACAACUGGCCAUUUUCAUCCGCGGAGUUGAUGACACAUUGACCGUCACCGAGGAGUUCGUGGAGUUGGUGCCGAUGACAGAUACAACGACAGCAGCUGAUAUUUUUACCGCACUCGUCGGCGCGCUGGACAGGGUCGAAGUGGACUGGUCCCGCGCUGUCAGCCUGGCUACAGAUGGUGCGCCCUCAAUGAUCGGGGAAAAAAGCAGGCGUUGUGACAAAGUUUAGAGAGAAAGUGCAAUCUGCAAAUGGAGGAUGUGAUUUUUUGACUUUUCACUGUAUUUUGCACCAGGAGGCUUUGUGUUGCAAGUCAUUAAAGAUGGAUAACGUCAUGAAGGUGGUCAUCCAAACUGUUAAUUUCAUCCGAUCCAGAAGCCUGAAUCACCGUCAGUUUGACAGCCUUCUCAGAGAGAAAGACCACAUCUAUGGCCUGCCAUACCACACUGAGGUAAGAUGGUUAAGCCGAGGUGCUGUGCUGAGGCGUUUCUUUGAUUUACGAGAAGAAAUUGAACAGUUCAUGGAAGAAAAGGGCAAACCAGUGUUAGAAUUUCAUUCCGCAGAAUGGAUGCAGGACCUUGCAUUUAUGGUGGAUGUUACAGAGCACCUGAAUAACUUGAACAAACAGCUGCAAGGGCGCAACAAAGUUGUCACGCAGUAUUAUGACAGCAUACGUUCUUUCAAGUUGAAGCUGUCAUUGUGGGAGACGCAACUUGCCGGUGGUGAUGCAGCUCACUUCCCCUGUCUGAAAAAUGUGUGCGCGACCCAACAUGUGGCAGACAUGAAGCGGUUCAAAGAUAAAAUAACGGGACUGUUACGGGAGUUUGAGCAACGCUUUCAGAUUUAUGUUUAUAUGUUUUUAUGUUGAUGUGCUAUUGUUUUUAAUUGAUUUUAUUUGUAUAUUUAACCUAUUCUUGACUCUGUGUUUCUUGCACUUGUUUGGGGAACAGGAUUUCAUUAUUUGUAUCUACAUUUCUGCCUGAGAAAUGACACCCUGAUAUAGUUCUGUGAUCUGUGAUAUACUUCUGUGAAUCACUGAGGCAUUGUGUGUUUGUGUGUUCUUUGUCCUCAGAACUUUCAAAUAACUUGAGGUGUUUUAUGAUUAAUAGUGAUGUUGUGCUUUUGGACACUGUCCUCAGGCUCCAGCUUUAUGUUUAUAUGUUUUUAUGUUGAUGUGCUAUUGUUUUUAAUUUAUUUUAUUUUAUUUGUAUAUUUAACCUAUUCUUGACUCUGUCGUUCUUGCACUUGUUUGGGGAACAGGAUUUCAUUAUUUGUAUCUACAUUUCUGCCUGAGAAAUGACACCCUGAUAUAGUUCUGUGAUCUGUGAAACAGUUCUGUUAAUCACUGAGGCAUUGUGUGUUUGUGUGUUCUUUUUCUUUAGAAUUUUCAAAUAAACUUGACGUGUUUUAUGAUUAAUAGUGAUGUUGUGCUUGUACUAUUUUGGACACACUGUCCUCAGGCUCCAGCUUUAUGUUGUAUGUUGAUCGUAUUAAAACAAAGAAAACAAUCUGAAGUUGUUGUUUUUAAGUUAUAUAUACCAUGAUUUUUCCGGUCCGGCCCACUUGGGAAUACAUUUACAUUUUAGUCAUUUAGCAGACGCUCUUAGCCAGAGCGACUCACAAAUUGGUGCGUUCACCCUAUAGCCAGUGGGAUAACCACUUUACAAUUGGGGGGGGGUAGAAGGAUUCCUUUAUCCUAUCCCAGGUAUUCCUUAAAGAGGUGGGGUUUCAAAUGUCUCCGGAAGGUGGUGAGUGACUCCGCUGUCCUGGCGUCGUGAGGGAGCUUGUUCCACCAUUGGGGUGCCAGAGCAGCGAACAGUUUUGACUGGGCUGAGCGGGAACUAUGCUUCCGCAGAGGAAGGGGAGCCAGCAGGCCAGAGGUGGAUGAGCGCAAUGCCCUCGUUUGGGUGUAGGGACUGAUCAGAGCCUGAAGGUACAGAGGUGCCGUUCCCCUCACUGCUCCAUAGGCAAGCACCAUGGUCUUGUAGCGGAUGCGAGCUUCAACUGGAAGCCAGUGGAGUGUGCGGAGGAGGGGGGUGACGUGAGAGAACUUGGGAAGGUUGAACACCAGACGGGCUGCGGCAUUCUGGAUGAGUUGUAGGGGUUUAAUGGCACAGGCAGGGAGGCCAGCCAACAGCGAGUUGCAGUAGUCCAGACGGGAGAUGACAAGUGCCUGGAUUAGGACCUGUGCCGCUUCCUGUGUAAGGCAGGGUCGUACUCUCCGAAUGUUGUAGAGCAUGAACCUGCAGGAGCGGGUCACCGCCUUGAUGUUGGCGGAGAACGACAGGGUGUUGUCCAGGGUCACGCCUAGGCUCUUCGCACUCUGGGAGGAGGACACAGCGGAGUUGUCAACCGUGAUGGCGAGAUCAUGGAACGGGCAGUCCUUCCCCGGGAGGAAGAGCAGCUCCGUCUUGCCAGGGUUCAGCUUGAGGUGGUGAUCCGUCAUCCAUACUGAUAUGUCUGCCAGACAUGCAGAGAUGCGAUUCGCCACCUGGUUAUCAGAAGGGGGAAAGGAGAAGAUUAGUUGUGUAUCGUCAGCGUAGCAAUGAUAGGAGAGACCAUGUGAGGAUAUGACAGAGCCAAGUGACUUGGUGUAUAGGGAGAAAAGGAGAGGCCUAGAACUGAGCCUUGGGGGACACCAGUGGUGAGAGCACGUGGUGCGGAGACAGCUUCUCGCCACGCCACUUGGUAGGAGCGACCGGUCAGGUAGGACGCAAUCCAGGAGUGAGCCGCGCCGGAGAUGCCCAGCUCGGAGAGGGUGGAGAGGAGGAUCUGAUGGUUCACAGUAUCAAAGGCAGCAGACAGGUCUAGAAGGACAAGAGCAGAGGAGAGAGAGUUAGCUUUAGCAGUGCGGAGAGUCUCCGUGACACAGAGAAGAGCAGUCUCAGUUGAAUGACCAGUCCUGAAACCUGAUUGGUUUGGAUCAAGAAGGUCAUUCUGAGAGAGAUAGCAAGAGAGUUGGCUAAAGACGGCACGCUCAAUAGUUUUGGAAAGAAAAGAAAGAAGGGAUACUGGUCUGUAGUUGUUGACAUCAGUGGGGUCGAGUGUUGGUUUUUUGAGAAGGGGAGCAACUCUCGCUCUCUUGAAGACGGAAGGGACAUGGCCAGCGGUCAAGGAUGAGUUGAUCAGCGAGGUGAGGUAGGGGAGAAGGUCACCGGAGAUGGUCUGGAGAAGGGAGGAGGGGAUGGGGUCAAGCGGGCAGGUUGUUGGGCGGCCUGCAGUCACAAGUCGCAGGAUUUUAUCUGGAGAGAGAGGGGAGAAAGAAGUCAAAGCAUAGGGUAGGGCAGUGUGAGCAGGACCAGCAGUGUCAUUAGACUUAACAAACGAGGAUCGGAUGUCGUCAACCUUCUUUUCAAAGUGGUUGACGAAGUCAUCCACAGAGAGAGAGGAGGGGGGGGGGGGGGGGGGGAUUCAGGAGGGAGGAAAAUGUGGCAAAGAGCUUCCUAGGGUUAGAGGCAGAUGCUUGGAAUUUAGAGGGGUAGAAGGUGGCCUUAGCAGCAGAAACAGAUGAAGAAAAUGUAGAGAGGAGGGAGUGAAAAGAUGCCAGGUCGGCAGGGAGUUUAGUUUUCUUCCAUUUCCGCUCCGCUGCCCGGAGCUCUGUUCUGUGAGCUCGCAGUGAGUCAUCAAGCCACGGAGCUGGAGGGGAGGACCGAGCCGGCCGGGAGGAUAGGGGACACAGAGAGUCAAAGGAUGCAGAAAGGGAGGAGAGGAGGGUUGAGGAGGCAGAAUCAGGAGAUUGGAGGGAGAAGGAUUGAGCAGAGGGAAGAGAUGAUAGGAUGGAAGAGGAGAGAGUAGUGGGAGAGAGAGAGCGAAGGUUGCGGCGGCGCAUUACCAUCUGUGUAGGGGCAGAGUGAGUAGUGUGGGAGGAGAGCGAGAGAGAAAAGGAAACAAAGUAGUGGUCGGAGACAUGGAGGGGAGUUGCAGUGAGAUUAGUAGAGGAGCAGCAUCUAGUGAAGAUGAGGUCAAGCGUAUUGCCUGCCUUGUGAGUAGGGGGGGACGGUGAGAGGGUGAGGUCAAAAGAGGAGAGGAGUGGAAAGAAGGAGGCAGAGAGAAAUGAGUCAAAUGUGGACAUAGGGAGGUUGAAAUCCCCCAAAACUGUGAGGGGUGAGCCAUCCUCAGGAAAGGAACUUAUCAAGGCGUCAAGCUCAUUGAUGAACUCUCCAAGGGAACCUGGAGGGCGAUAGAUGACAAGGAUAUUAAGCUUAAAUGGGCUAGUGACUGUGACAGCAUGGAAUUCAAAUGAGGAGAUAGACAGAUGGGUUAGGGGAAAAAUUGAGAAUGUCCACUUGGGAGAGAUGAGGAUUCCUGUACCACCACCCCUCUGACCAGAUGCUCUCGGGGUAUGCGAGAACACAUGGUCAGACGAGGAGAGAGCAGUAGGAGUAGCAGUGUUUUCAGUGGUGAUCCAUGUUUCCGUCAGCGCCAGGAAGUCGAGGGACUGGAGGUUGGCAUAGGCUGGGAUGAAGUCAGCUUUGUUGGCAGCAGAACGGCAGUUCCAGAGGCUGCCUGCGACCUGGAACUCCAGGUGAGGGGUGCGUGCAGGGACCACCAGGUUAGAGAGGCAGCAGCCGCGCGGUGUGGUGCGUUUGUGUAGCCUGUGCAGAGAGGAGAGAACAGGGAUAGGCAGAGGCAUAGUUGACAGGCUGUAGCAAAUGGCUACAAAAAUGCAGAGGAGAUCGGAAUGAAAUGAGCUAAGCAUCUGGGAGAGGAGAGAGCAGGGCCUCCCUCACCAAAAACUUCUACCUCAGAAACUAAAAUUGUUUCACUGAACCACCCGAACAAAAACUCUCCCAACUUCCACCUUUAGAAAUCAGAAUUGUUGUGAACCACAGCGGUUCAAUGUUUAAAGGAAUAGACUCAACCCACUUUAUUCAGCUAGCUAACUAUGACACCAUAGCUAACUAGCAUGCUAGCAUCCAAUAACACACAGUUUAACACACAGUUUAGCACCAACACUUGGUCACAACAAACCACCAAUAGUGUGUUAACUAGCUAACUAGCAUGCUAGCAUCCAGUAACACACAGUUUAGCACAAACACUUGGUCACAACAAACCACCAAUAGUGUGAUAACACACUAAACAGAUCAUUCGUGUCUGUGUCAAGUUCCUUUCAUGACGCAGCAAUGAUUAAACGUUGGCUAGCUAGGACAAGUAUAUUGUAUUUAGCUACUACUUUACAGUUAGCUGGACGUGUUGGGUAGCUAGCAAUGGCCACUGUGUUGACUUUGUUUGAAGAACGGCUAGCUAGCUAGCUUCGUGCUACACCCGGCACACAAUGGCUACUGUGUUGACUCUGACUGUUCGAAAAAACGGCUAGUUAGCUCGCUUCGUGCUACAGCCGGCACGGCCGAAGACACUGCCAACCUGCAGUAACUACCCACAACAACCCACGAUACCUAGCUAUGACGCCGUAGCUAACUAGCAAGCUAGCAUCCAUUAACACACAAUUUAGCACCAAUACUUGGUUACAACAAACUGCCAAGAGUGUGUUAGCACACUAAACAGAUAAUUCAUGUCCGUGUCUAGUUCCUUUCAUAACGCAGCAAAAAUUAAACGUUGGGUAGCAGCACAUUAACAUUGGAAACAGCUCUCCACCGUUGCUAAUUGUUACCAGUAGCUACCCGCUAGCUAGCUCCAUGUGGCCCCUGAGCUAAAAUGAGUUUGACACCCCUGAUUUAAAUCAUUAAUUUGAAUGUCAAAAAAUGUAUGCAGCAAUCGCAGAUUGCCCCUUUAAAAAAAAAAGACACACAGUAUCUCCGCCAAUGAGGGGUGUGAACAGUUUCGGGUAGCGUGGUUUGCGAAUUGGGUGUUUGUUAAAGGGGCAGUGCAUUUAAAUCAAAUCAAAUCAAAUUUUAUUGGCCACAUGCGCCGAAUACAACAGGUGCAGACAUUACAGUGAAACGCUUACUUACAGCCCUUAACCAACAGUGCAUUUAUUUAAAAAAAAUAAAACGACAACAAAAAAAGUGUUGAGAAAAAAAAAAGAGCAAAAUAACAGUAGGGAGGCUAUAUAAACAGGGGGGUACCGGUGCAGAGUCAAUGUGCGGGGGCACCGGCUAGUUGAGGUAGUUUAAGUAAUAUGUACAUGUGCGUAGAGUUAAAGUGACUGCAUAAAUAAUUAACAGAGGAGCAGCAGCGUAAAAGGAUGGGGUGGUGGGGCAGUGCAAAUAGUCCGGGUAGCCAUGAUUAGCUGUUCAGGAGUCUUAUGGCUUGGGGGUAGAAGCUGUUGAGAAGUCUUUUGGACCUAGACUUGGCACUCCGGUACUGCUUGCCGUGCGGUAGCAGAGAGAACAGUCUAUGACUAGGGUGGCUGGAGUCUUUGACAAUUUUGAGGGCCUUCCUCUGACACCGCCUGGUAUAGAGGUCCUGGAUGGCAGGAAGCUUGGCCCCAGUGAUGUACUGGGCCGUACGCACUACCCUCUGUAGUGCUUUGCGGUCGGAGGCCAAGCAGUUGCCAUACCAGGCGGUGAUGCAACCAGUCAGGAUGCUCUCGAUGGUGCAGCUGUAGAAUUUUUUGAGGAUCUGAGGACCCAUGCCAAUUAUUUUCAGUCUCCUGAGGGGGAAUAGGCUUUGUCGUGCCCUCUUCACGACUGUCUUGGUGUGUUUGGACCAUGAUAGUUCGUUGGUGAUGUGGACACCAAGGAACUUGAAGCUCUCAACCUGUUCCACUACAGCCCCGUCGAUGAGAAUGGGGGCGUGCUCAGUCCUCUUUUUUUUCCUGUAGUCCACAAUCAUCUCCUUUGUCUUGGUCACAUUGAGGGAGAGGUUGUUAUCCUGGCACCACACUGCCAGGUCUCUGACCACCUCCCUAUAGGCUGUCUCAUCGUUGUCGGUGAUCAGGCCUACCACUGUUGUGUCGUCAGCAAACUUAAUGAUGGUGUUGGAGUCGUGCCUGGCCAUGCAGUCAUGGGUGAACAGGGAGUACAGGAGGGGACUGAGCACGCACCCCUGAGGGGCCCCCGUGUUGAGGAUCAGUGUGGCAGAUGUGUUGUUACCUACCCUUACCACCUGGUGGCGACCCGUCAGGAAGUCCAGGAUCCAGUUGCAGAGGGAGGUGUUUAGUCCCAGGAUCCUUAGCUUAGUGAUGAGCUUUGAGGGCACUAUGGUGUUGAAUGCUGAGCUGUAGUCGAUGAAUAGCAUUCUCACGUAGGUGUUCCUCUUGUCCAUUUGGGAAAGGGCAGUGUGGAGUGCAAUAGAGAUUGCAUCAUCUGUGGAUCUGUUGGGGCGGUAUGCAAAUUGGAGUGGGUCUAGGGUUUCUGGGAUAAUGCUGUUGUGAGCCAUGACCAGCCUUUCAAAGCACUUCAUGACUACAGACGUCAGUGCUACGGGUCGGUAGUCAUUUAGGCAGGUUAUCUUAGAGUCCUUGGGCACAGGGACUAUGGUGGUCUGCUUGAAACAUGUUGGUAUUACAGACUCAGUCAGGGACAUGUUGAAAAUGUCAGUGAAGACACUUGCCAGUUGGUCAGCACAUGCUCAGAGUACACGACCUGGUAAUCCGUCUGGCCCUGCGGCCUUGUGAAUGCUUAAAAGUCUUACUCACAUCGGCUACGGAGAGCGUGAUCACAUAGUAAUCCGGAACAGCUGGUGCUCUCAUGCAUGCUUCAGUGUUGCUUGCCUCGAAGCGAGCAUAGAAGUGGUUUAGCUCGUCUGGAAGUCUUGUGUCACUGGGCAGCUCGCGGCUGUGCUUCCCUUUGUAGUCUGUAAUAGUUUUCAAGCCCUGCCACAUUAUUGAUGAAGCCAGUGACUGAUGUGGUGUACUCCUCAAUGCUAUCUGAAGAAUCCUGGAACAUGUUCCAGUCUGUGCUAGCAAAACAGUCCUGUAGCUUAGCAUCUGCGUCAUCUGACCACUUUUUUAUUAACCGAGUCACUGGUGCUUCCUGCUUUAGUUUUUGCUUAUAAGCAGGAAUCAGGAGGAUAGAGUUAUGGUCAGAUUUGCCAAAUGGAGGGCGAGGGAGAGCUUUGUAUGCGUCUCUGUGUGUGGAGUAAAGGUGGUCUAGAGUUUUUUUUUCCUCUGGUUGCACAUUUAACAUGCUGGUAGAAAUUAGGUAGAACGGAUUUAAGUUUCCCUGCAUUAAAGUCCCUGGCCACUAGGAGCGCUGCAUCUGGAUGAGCGUUUUCCUGUUGAUUUAUGGCCUUAUACAGCUCAUUCAGUGCAAUCUUAAUGCCAGCAUUGGUUUGUGGUGGUAAAUAGACAGCUAUGAAAAAUAUAGAUGAAAACUCUCUUGGUAAAUAGUGUGGUCUACAGCUUAUCAUAAGAUACUCUACCUCAGGCGAGCAAAACCUAGAGACUUCCUUAGUAUUUGAUUUUGUGCACCAGCUGUUGUUUACAAAUAUACACAGACCGCCACCCCUUGUCUUACCAGAGUAAGACGUGAUUUCGUUGUUUUUUUUCAUGCUAUUUCCACACUGUGAGGUCGAAAUAACACUCUGAAAUUGUGAAAAUGAUGGUAAUGCCCUUUUUGAGUUGUUUGAAAAAAAUGCCUGGAAUUUCAGCAUCUUCAGGUGGGAUGGAACUUUUUGCCCACAUCAUGACGUCACAAUAUGAUCUGAUUAUAAUAGACCAAUGACUGUUCAUCUGGGUAAGAUGGUGGGCUAAAGGUGGCUCAGGAAAAAAAAUCAUUUGUAUUAUUCUUUUUGAGGUAUUUUCAUUAAAUAAGCACACACAGUGAUUUAUUAUACAUACAGUGAUGAUUUAAAAAUACAUUUACAAAGACUGCAUGGGGGGCUUUAAUACACCAAUAAUUUACUAUAUCCACCUGGACCUUUGCUACCCAGGAAAUUUGCGUGACCGGACCUUCUCAAAUAAUACUUAAGUGCCCAAGGCCUAUAUAGUGGAUUUUUUUGCUCUUGACUUGCGCAUAGACAACUCCAAAAUCCACGGAGGUUGUGAAAUAUAAACACAAGAUGAGAUGCACAUGCCAAUUGCACGCUCCCUCAAAACUUGACACAUCUGUGGUAUUGUGUUGUGUGACAAAACUGCACAUUUUAGGGUGGCCUUUUAUUGUCCCCACCACAAGGUAUACCUGUGUAAUGAUCAUGCUGUUUAAUCAGCUUGUUGAUAUGCCACACCUGUCAGGUGGAUGGAUUUUUUGGCAAAGGAGAAAUGCUCAAUAACAGGGAUGUAAACAAAUUUGUGCCAAAAAUUUGAGAGAAAUAAGCUUUUUGUGCGUAUUGAACGUUUCUGGGAUCUUUUAUUUCAGCUCAUGAUACAUUGGACCAACACUUUACAUGUUGCGUUUAUAUUUUUGUUCAGUAUAGUAUAAAACAUGAUUCAAUUACUUUAAAUGCUGCUUUUUGGAAUGCUGUUUGAUUGAUGGGCCUUUGUCCUAAGGAGCGUGGCCUUUUUUGACAAGCCUCUUUUCUGAGUUAAAUGUAUACUUUUUCUCUUAGAUGGCAUCGUUGACAAUGGGCUUUGGAGAUCCCCUCUCACCUUUACAAUCGGUAAGCUGUUAUAUUAGUAAUUAUUAUUCAAACCCAAUGUUAUUUUUAUCAUAACAUGUAUAUCUUUUUGUUAAACCCAAGUGUCAAAAUAGAAAAUCUUUGCAUGAUUGACAUAGUGAACCAUUUUCUCUCUGUAUUUUCUUAUUUUUGUAUUCAAUUACACAAUCAAUGGAAUGUCAAUAACUUAAGGAAGCAAUUCCACCCAUCUCCAUUUAUUGUGUGUGUUAAGUCAGUAUUUGUGUUUGUAAUGUACAGUGGAACAGCAAGUCAGUGCUAUGUUCAAGCACAGUUUCCUCCUAUUGUAGGUAGCGGCUCAGAGACAGCGAGCAUUAGCCAUCAUGUGCCGAGUGUACGUGGGCUCCAUUUACUACGAGCUGGGAGAGGACACUGUCCGGCAGGCCUUUGCCCCGUUCGGCCCCAUCAAGAGCAUCGACAUGUCCUGGGACUCUGUUACUAUGAAACACAAGGUGAGAUUUCACAACUGAACAUUAGAACAUCCCAGACUUGUUUUCCUCAGCUGAACUCAGCUGUUGAAUGAGUGAUUCCUUUACUGUAUGUUCUUUGUAUCUACCCACAAUGUUGUAAGGAUUUUUAUUAUUAUUGCAUUUGUGUAUCAUUUCAACUAUAGCCCGACCAAUAUCAUUGUCUUCCGUCAGGUGGCGCCACUCCUGUGCAACGCUCGUCCCUCAACCGACCUGUCUUGUAGGUUGUGGAAUAAUAAAUGUUAUAUUUUAAGCAUCCGCCACAGAAAAUAAAAACAUAGUUCCUAAUUUCUGGAAUUACUGUGCUCUCGCUUGGAUCUCUGACACAGGCAGAAUUAGCUUAAUUAUUAUACACACAUUUUGACAGUGAUUUAAAGAUGUGCAAUUGUGAGAAAACGUAAACAAAGCGGCUCUACCUCCUGCAGAAAUGAUCUGAAAGCAUAUCGUUCGCCACUGACUUGAUCAGCAGAUUGAACUUGUUGCUAGCUAGCUUACUGAAGUACUAGCUAAGCAAGCUUGUCUCUAAAUGUACAGUGCUGUGAAAAAGUAUUUGCCCCUUUCAAAUUUUCUCUACUUUUACAUAUUUUUUAAAAACUGAAUUAUCAGAACUUCAACCAAAACUUAAUAUUAGAUAAAGGGAACCUGUGUGAACAAAUAAAACAACAAUUACAUACUUAUUUAAUUUAUUUCAUAAACAAAGGUAUGCAACACCCAAUGCCCCUGUGUGAAAAAGUAAUUGCUCCAUUACACUUAAUAACUGGUUGUGCCAUCUUUAGCUGCAAUGACUCCAACCAAACGCUUCAUGUAGUUGUUGAUCAGUCUGUUAUGUCUCUGUGGAGGAAUUUUGUCCCAUUCUUCCAUGCUGAACUGCUUCAACUCAGCGACAUUUGUGGGUUUUCAAGCAUAAACUGCUCGUUUCAAGUCCUACCACAACAUCUUAAUUGGGAUUAGGUCUGGACUUUGACUAGGUCAUUCCAAAACUUCAAAUGUGUUGCUUUUUAGCCAUUUUCAUGUAGACUUGAUUGUGUGUUUUGGAUCAUUGUCUUGCUGCAUGACCCAGCUGCGCUUCAGCUUCAACUCACAGACGGAUGGCCUGACAUUCGCCUGUAGAAUUCUCUGAUACAGGGCAGAAAUCAUGGUUCCUUCUAUUAAGGCAAGUCAUCCAGGUCCUGAGGCAGCAAAGCAUCCCCAAACCAUCACACUACCACCACCAUGCUUGACCUUUGGUAUAAGGUACUUACUGUGGAAUGCAGUGUUUGGUUUUCGCCAGGCAUAAUGGGACCCGUGGGGGGUUGAGACCUCUCACUGUUUUGAUUAGAAAAUCCAAUCGUUGUAAUUGAAGGGGGCACCGCUCGGGGGCUGUGCAUGUGUAGGGCCCUAUAAAAUCUUUAUAUUUUUCUCAAAUUCUGUUUUGUGUUUUCCCAAAUUCCGUUUUCUCUGGUUUUAGUUUUCCUGGUUUGGGAUUCCUUAAAUUUUUUCAAUUUUCUGACUCAAAAUUACAAUUGGAUGAGUCCAUGACAAUGCAUAAAUCACAUCAGAAGACCAUAAAAUAAUAAAAAUAAUUUGUAAUUGCCCUUUAAUUGUGGAUUUAGCGAGAGGAAUGUUUGGCUAACGAUGUUUCUGUACUGCACAUGUGAUGGCAUAGUUUGCAAAACAAAUGCCCACCCGAUUGAUACAAAUAAUCAUGAAAUCAUUCUGCCCGGUAGGCCUACUUUGCAGUUAACAUUUAAUUGACAUCUGGAUUCCGUGAUUCUGUCCGCGUUCUCCGCAUGGCAGAUUUAAUAGGGCCCUACAUGUGGGUUUUUGAGUGAUAAAGACACAGAGGGGAACUAACCAGUAAAAGCACUUCAUUAUCUACGCAUCGUGCUGACUACUGACAACAACAAAACAGCCUCCCAGACUCUGAAGCCAGGAGGACCAGGCUACCAAACGGAUUGUUUUCAGAAAUUCGCUCGUAACGUUGGAUCAGACUGAUCGCUGUAGCCAAUCGCUACUUUGUAAUGUUGGGUUGAAUGCAAGAGCAGCAGCAGCUGUGUCACGUUCGUUGAAGGACGGGUCAGACCAAGGCGCAGCGUGAAAUGCAUACAUGUUUAUUAAAAAGAUAAACACACGAACAACAACAACGUAACGUGAAGUCCUCAGGCUAAACACAAAUACAAGCCUCUACACGGAACACAAACAAGAUCCCACAACACAGGCAGGAAAACAGGCUGCCUAAGUAGGAUCCCCAAUCAGAGACAACGAGCGACAGCUGCCUCUGAUUGGGAACCACACCCGGCCAAACAUAGAAAUACAAAACAUAGAUAAUAAUAAUAAUAAUAAAUUGGUCAUUUAGCAGACGCUCUUAUCCAGAGCGACUUACAGGAGCAAUUUAGGGUUAAGUGCCUUGCUCAAGGGCACAUCGACAGAUUUUUCACCUAGUCGGCUCGGGGAUUAGAACCAGCGACCUUUCGGUUACUGGCACAACGCUCUUACCCACUAAGCUACCUGCCUAUCUACACAUAGAAAUACCACAACAUAGAACUCAACAUGCACACCCUGACCAAACUAACUAGAGUUCUGUAGGUCAGGGCUUGACAAGCUGAUGACACUUGUGGCAGAACAGCAACUUCUUCAUGCAAAUGAUUUAUAUUGGAAGUACAACAGUAGUGCUAUGUAUAUUAUUUAAAAUUACUAAACGACAUUCUAUUUUUUUACAUAAUGUAUACCCACAAAUCUACACCUCAUGCUACAACUACACUGUUUUUGUAUUGUUGUAAAACGGAUUCAACAGAAGCUCAGAUUAGAAAAUACAAUAUAAUAAGGGAGUGGAUGUUUCAUUUCGAUGUUUCAUUUCCAAGUACUACCGAAUAACCUCAACUGAUAUGCAUCAAUUGUGCAUGAUACACAUCAUUACUCUAGUCUAUCAAUCCAUUCCAAAUCUUUAUACUAUACAUGACAAAUGGGCAGCAUAUGUUGAUCUUGCCUAGGGCGGCAGCAAAACUGCUAGGACCGGGCCUGACGAACACAAUCAUUUGCCUCUAAUUUACUUGCGUUUGUGGCCACCUUGGCCUGCUCAAAGUGAGCCGCUGUUGUUGGGAAGUCAAAACUGUCCAACUCCUUGGACCAGCUUGAUGCACAUCAGCCUCGUUACUUUGUCCUCAAGAAGGAUGUGAUCUUGAGGCUGUAUUUACUGUUUUGGAGAAAGAAUUUCGCCGAUUUUGCCCAGUCAGGGUACACUUAGCUGAAGUCGCUUAUGUGAGGGCCUUGCGUCUUUUGCGUGAGAAACGCACACAUCUGACACUAAUGUCCAAGCAGCUUGAGGAUUUAUUAGGCUAUGAAGUAUAUUUGCCUUUGAAGUCGGAGCACAUCGACUGGUAUUUCCAUCAAUGAAUAAAAAGCAUUAUUGUGGGCAACACUUUACUUGACACCCAGUGUCAUAACACGUUAUGACACGGUCAUAACAUGUCGUAAUAUGUCAUAACAGCUGACAUAACUUGUCAUAACCUGACAUAAUAUUGUCCUAACACUGUCAUGACCCAUAUAUGUACACUUGUUGUGAUAUAUAUUGCGUUAUUUUAUGGCUGGUAAUGACACAUACAUAAGUGUCAAAACCAAUUACAAUGAUAAUUUAACAUUGUCAUUAAAAAAUAUAUUUAACUAAAACAUACAGUUGACACGUAGGCUAUGUUGUAAUGGAAUGUUUUGCCUUGUGUGGUAGGUUUUGUGGGUUUUGACACUCUUAUGUAAGUGUCAUAACAGCCAUAAAAUAAUGCAAUAUAUGUCACAACAGGUCUAAAUAUGUCAUGACAGUGUUAUGAUCAAAUAACAGGUUAUGACAAGUUAUGCCAGCUGUUAUCACAUUUUGACAGUUAUGACCGUGUCGUAACGUGUUAUGACGCUGGGUGUCAAGUGUUACUAUUGUUUUUUUGCAAUGGAUUAUUAUAAUUUUUUUCGGACAAUUUGGCUGGCAAAAUUUUUAUUUAUCUGCUUUUCAUUUUUUUUAUUGGCCAAAAGCUGGCAUUUACCAUCUAACGGAAAACCUUGAGGGUCGGUAUUUUCUUGCUCCCCACGUCACCGCGAAUGUCAGUGUUUGAAAAUCACUGUUUUUAAAAUGUUUUAACUUUUGAUGAUGUCAUUGGGUAGAACUUUUAAACUUUUUUUUUUUAGACAAAACUUGAAAUGCGCUGUUUUCACAUACAGAGUGUACAAAACAUUAGGAACAUCUUCCAAAUUUUGAGAUACACCCCCUUUUGCCCUCAGCAGAGCCUCAAUUUGUCGGGGUACUGCUUCCCACAGUUGUGUCAAGUUGGCUGGAUGUCCUUUGAGUGAUGAUACACAAAGGAAACUGUUGAGCAUGAAAAACCCAGCAGCGCCUGGCACCUACUACCAUACCCCGUUCAAAGGCACUUAAAAAUGGUGUCUUUCCCAUUCACCCUCUGAGUGGCACACAUACACAAUCCAUGUCUCAAGGCUUAAAAAUCCUUCUUUAACCUCUCUUCAACUACACUGAUUGAAGUGGAUUAAAACAAGUGACGUCAAUAAGGGAUCAUAGCUUUCACCUGGAUUCACCUGGUCAGUCUCUCAAUAGCAGGUGUUCAUAAUGUUUUGUACACUCGGUGUACGUAGACACUGGUAUUGUGCUGGAGAUAAUGAAAAAUAGGUUGAAAAGCGGUGGAAUUGCCCUUCAAGUUGUUGGUGCAAUAUGUUAUAGUCAUCAAUAUUUGUGCAACUAUCCUGCCCUGCAAUAUAAUGGUAAGCAAUCUCUAGUAAUUACGAAUAAGCUAUUAACCAUGAGUAUUGAUGGUAAUUGCAGGUACCAUACCAUCUUAAAAUAAAGGAAUAAAAAAAAAAAAACAGUCAACCCUAACAAAUGUAAUGUAAUCCCCUUUGCAAAGCCUGACUUUUUUGUUGUUCCCCUGUCCCUCAGGGUUUUGCGUUUGUGGAGUAUGAGGUGCCUGAGGCAGCCCAGCUAUCCCUUGAGCAGAUGAACUCUGUUAUGCUGGGAGGGAGAAACAUUAAGGUGAGCUCUGCUGUCCAUUUUUAAAGAGUAACUGAGUUUUUUGCUCAAUGCCAUGAUGACACUAUUUUAACACAAAUCACGCUUUAAGGUGGGACGACCGAGCAACAUCGGACAGGCCCAGCCGAUCAUUGACCAGCUGGCAGAAGAGGCGCGUGCCUUCAAUCGAAUCUACGUGGCAUCUGUGCACCCCGACCUCUCGGACGAGGACAUCAAGAGUGUGUUUGAGGCGUUCGGCCGGAUCAAGUCAUGCACUCUGGCGAGAGACCCCACCACGGGGAAACACAAGAGCUACGGCUUUAUUGGUGAGGAAGACUGCGACUUUAAAUUGGUUGCAAACUAACCCCCUUGAAAGAAAUAAAAUAAUGCAGUUAAAUCAACCAAGAUGUUUUAUUUUUUAUUUUAGUAUUGUUUCAGUGCAUUUGGAAAGUAUUCAGACCCCUUCACUUGUUCCACAGUUUGUUACGUUACAGCCAUGUUCCUCAUCAAUCUACACACAAUACCCCAUAAUUACUAAGCAAAAAUAGAUUUUUAGAAAUAUUUGUAAAUGUAUAAAAAAACAAAAACGGAAAUAUCACAUUUACAUAAGUAUUCAGACCCUUUACUCAGUACUUUGUUGAAGCACCUUUGGCAGCGAUUACAGCCUUGAGUCUUCUUGGGUAUGAUGCUACAAGCUUGGCACACCUGUAUUUGGGGAGUUUCUCCCAUUAUUCUCUGUAGAUCCUCUCAAGUUCUGUCAGGUUGGAUGGGGAGCGUUUCUGCACAACUAUUUUCAGGUUGCUCCAGAGAUGUUCGAUCGGGUUCUUGUCCGGGCUCUAACUGGGCCACUCGAGGACAUUCAGAGACUUGUCCCGAAGCCACUCCUGCAUUGUCUUGGCUGUGUGCUUAGGGUCGUUGUCCUGUUUCGUCCCAGUCUGAGAUCCUGAGCACUCUGGAGCAGGUUUUCAUCAAGGAUCUCUCUGCACUUUGCUCAGUUCAUCUUUCCCUCGGUCCUGACUAGUCUCCCAGUCCUUGCCGCUGAAAAACAUCCCCACAGCAUGAUGCUGCCACCACCAUGCUUCACCGUAGGGAUGGUGCCAGGUUUCCUGCAGAUGUGAAGCUUUGCAUUCAGGUCAAAGAGUUGAAUCUUGUUUCUCAUGGUCGGAGAGUCCUUUAGGUGCCUUUUGGCAAACUGAUUUGACCUGAUUGAUGGAGUGCUGCAGAGAUGGUUGUCCUUCUGGAAGUUUCUCCCAUCUCCACAGAGGAACUCUGGAGCUCUGUCAGAGUGACCAUCGGGUUCUUCGUCACCUCCCUGACCAAGGCCUUUCUCCCCCGAUUGCUCAGUUUGUCCGGCGGCCAGCUCUAGGAAGAGUCUUGGUUGUUCCUAACUUCUACCAUUUACGAAUGAUGGAGGUUACUGUGUUUUUGGGGACCUUAAAUGCUGCAGACAAUUUUUGGUACCCUUCCCCAGAUCUGUGCCUCGACACAAUCCUGUCUUGGAGCUCUACGGACAAUUCCUUCGACCUCAUGGCUUGGUUUCUGCUCUGGCAUGCACUGUCAACUGUGGGACCUUAUAUAGACAGGUGUGUGCCUUUCCAAAUCAUGUCCAAUCAAUUGACUAUACCACAGGUGGACUCCAAUGAAGUUGUAGAAACAUCUCAAGGAUGAUCAAUGGAAACAGAAUGCACCUGAGCUCAAUUUCGAGUCUCAUAACAAAGGGUCUGAAUACUUAUGUAAAUAAGGUAUUUCUGUUUUUUAUUUGUAAUAUUGUAACAUUAUGGGGUAUUGUGCGUAGAUUGAGGAUUUUUAUUUAUUUAAUCCAUUUUAGAAUAAGGCAGUAAUGUAACAAUGUGGAAAAAGUCAAGGGGUCUAAAUACUUUCCGAAUGCACUGUAAAUGGCAGCUAAAAGCUGAAUUGCGUAUACAACAUUCUAGAAAACAAAUAUAAAUCAAUAAAUGUGAUACUGCUUUAUUAAGACAUUUAAGCUAUGAAGGGAUCAGGAAGUUGUUGAAAUCUUUUGGAUGGUUUUAGUGGAGGAUGUAUUGAUGGUCUGGAGGAGGGAGCAUCUCGAUCACAGCCAAGGGGAAUAGCUGGUCAGAGACGGGCAGGUCAGCAGUACACAUAGCUGUCCCCAACAUUCUCAGCUUCUCCGUGCAUUGGGCUUUGUAGAUAGGUAGCUACUCCUCCACUAAUAUUUGUGUAGCACCCACUUGAGUGAUGCCACCAAUGGCGCAUAGGCCCACCACUUAUUUGAUAAGUGAAAGUAGAAAAUCUUCACAAUUUCAAGUAAUCUCCAUUUAGGCAGUCCUCUCACUUCUGGCUUCUUCAGUGUUGUGGCAUUCAAAUCAAAACAGUCCCAUUCAGCUAGCUAGAUAAGCUACACCAACUGCCAACAGUUAGCAUUAGCGCUGUAUUCUACACAAUAUUAAUAGAUGUGGUAGUGUGAAAUGGUAAAAUGUGGGUUUUGGAAGUAUUUUGACUUUGAACAGGUGCAAGACCUACAGUAGUGGAUUCAUUGACACAGUUAAUGUUCUGUCUGGGCUGGGAUGGCUAUGGUGCGACCGACAGUAAUACAAUGUGUUGUGCAUUUUGCAGAGUAGGCUACGGCACUCGUAUGCAUUACCACAUUUUUUACUACAAUUACGCCUUUGAAUCACCUUUUCUCCUAGUAUCCAGAUAUCCCUCCCUAAAUUUAGGUUUUGUCCCCAUGAGGGAUUUUAGGCUUUUUAUCUUUAAAGAACCCCCUAGUAGUGCAGGUGUCAUGACUUUGGGUGAUAAUCAGGUAAUAGCAAUUAUGUUAUAAUAAUGUUCAUGCCAAUACGAUAUUCUGCAUCUGUAAAACAUGCCUCCCACAUAAGGCAAUCAGGUAUUGAAUCUAGGGCUGUGACGGUCAUGGAAUUCGCCGCAUAUUUUCUCCUCUUUUCCACUCCUGACUGCAUGUGCUGCUGCUGCAGUAAGGGGGGCAUUGCCUAGGCAACCAAAGACUUGUUUGCUACAACACCUUGCUUGUUUCAGCAAGGCGCAACAAAGUUUCAUCACGGUGUAGAGUCCAUGUUACAGCAGAAACGGAGUCAACCGCACAAAUUCCCAGCCGUCCCGUCUUCAGUCAGCUGUUCGUUCCACCCCGCCAUUAUUUAUUUUUAAUGACGUUUCUUUUAUUUUCAUGAUGGUCUUCAUCCGUAACCGUCGGUUACACAGUUAUACGGUAAUUGUUCCACCCCUAAUUGAAUCUCUUUUGUUUCCCACCCGUUAGAGUAUGACAAGGCUCAGUCCUCCCAGGAUGCAGUUUCCUCCAUGAAUCUCUUUGACCUAGGGGGUCAAUACUUGCGUGUGGGCAAAGCGGUCACCCCCCCCAUGCCCCUGCUCACUCCGACCACACCUGGCGGACUCCCCCCUGCUGCAGCUGUGGCGGCUGCAGCUGCCACAGCCAAAAUCACUGCUCAGGUAAAUACUGUCUGUGCCCUCAUUUUAGUAUACACUAUUUUCCACUGUUGAGGUCAGUUGAAAAUUUAAUUUAAAUUAAAGCUCUUUGUGAUAUAUUCUUUGAAUGAUGUAUUGUUUCCUAAAGCCAGACUCAGUAAGUCCCAAAUAAUAUUAGCUAUGUCAUCUGUGUAUAGGAAAUAUAAAACUGACGGGGUGACAGUUUUACCUUUUUGGAAACAAACCCAGGCAAGACAUCAUAACUAGGGCCAUGCUUUUUAGGUACUUUUUGAGGCACUUUGCUUUUACUGGUAUAUUCAGCAUUAUCCACUAGUGUUGCUGCAGGUAGAAAAUCCUAGGAAAUGUUAUUUAAUUGACACAAGCAGUCUCCAAACAAUCAAUCAAUGUCUGGUUGUGCGUGUGAGUGUUCGGUGGGGGGGAUUGCCUAUAUCAGGGGAGGCGUAGCUCUGAAUCUUAAUUGCACAAAACCUAUUAUUUGGCAGGGAAUACUAUUUGUAGAUCAAUGACUCUGCUCCUCACUUAGCUCAAGCUGAUAAUCUCUAACGGAAUAGUGGAAUAUUGACAAAGCAAUGGACAGAAACGACAGUCUGUAUUUAUUGCUGUUGUAGGAAAGUGCCAUAGUAGUUCCAUCGUACGUUUCCAAAUGAUGAAUCCAUCCAUACUAUUUGACUUGGUUUGCUACAGCAUGAGGAGUUCGGCAGUGACUCUGGCCCCACGUUGGAGCUCAUUAGAAUAUCCAAGUGUAUGCACAUCUUAUUGGCUGAGCUGGCAAAUCAGCGUAUAAUAAUAUUAUUAUUAUUAUUAUUAUUAUUUAUUUAUUUUUAAAAUUUACCGGUAUGCGCCCAAACCAGGGGCACAGAGAAAAGCUGCUUUUUAAUAUCCUUAAUUAUAAUUUUUUGGAAGGACAUCAAUUUCAUAUUGUAAUUAAUUUGAGGUCACAUUUCAUCUAAAUCUGAAACACUGGACAGAUACUUUAAGGUCGCUUCAUUACCCCCUUCCUUUGGGAGAGGGUGUCCCCACGCUUCUUUAUACCAAGUCCCUCACCUGUACACCCGUGUCCAGCAACUGUCAAGCCAACGUCUCUUGGCCUAACAGUUAAGGCGUUGGUUUGACAGUCACUGGACCAGGGUUCGUAGCCUAAUGUAAAUACAACCAAGUCUGGCAGUGAGCCCAGAUCCCGACACCUCACUUUUUUUAUGUGCGUCACUCUCAUCCACUUCAAUAUAUUAUAUUUCAAAUGUAAGUACACACAUGAAUGCGUGCGUGACUGACGUGCUCCAUAUAAAAUGCACUAUUGUGCUGGAAGAAAACAAAAAGCAAUGCACUCUUCGGUCUUCCAGGACAGAAUGUCCAGAGUCAAAAAAAAAUGUGUUUCUCGUUUUCUGUCCUUGUAGUCACUGGCACAGUCCAGGUGGUGUUCCCUCAUGUCUGGCUUUGUUCUUCCAGGAGACGGUCGGGUCAUCGGUGCUGGGAGCACUGGCUGGGCCCGCCCUCCUCUCUCAACAGUUGGGUGGCCUGCCCCAAGCCGUCAUGGCAGCUCAGGCCCCGGGGAUCAUCACAGGUAAGCCAAGCACCCCCCCCCCCUCCAACACACACACACACACACACACAUGUCUGUAUAAAGAAAAGUGUACGCACAUCCAACAAGCCUCCAUGGUUGCAGGCUACCAACAAUUACAAUUGGAAAAAUAUGUAUACUGUUUAAAAGCUCCUAAAAGUUUAAUGGCAAUGUUUCUACUACUAAGGACCUUGGCCAUGCCUGCGCAGUUGGGAGGGGUUUGGAGUAGAGUCGUUAAUAAAGUAUAUACAGUCAACACCAUAUGUAUUUGGACAGUGAAGCAAAAAACAUUUUUGUCUCUAUACUCCAGCAUUUUGGAUUUGAGAUCAAAUGUUUGAGGCAACAGUACAGAAUGUAUUAUUUAUUUGUGGGUAUUUCCAUACUGUAUCUGUUUUACCGUUUAGAAAUGAAAGCACUUUAUGUAUCUACUAAUGCUGAGUGAUUAGCCGAAAUGUCAGUUUAUUUAUGUUUUUGAAAUAACUUAUUGACCGACAUCAGUUCAAUUAUUUGAAUUCCUUUUAGUUCUUUUUUUUCUUUCUGUGAGCUCAACACACCGUUUCUCUAGAGAGAACUAUAAUCACAGAGUUUCUAAACCCAGAGGACCAACAUCGCGAUACUUCUGGGAACGCUUUGCGAAGCAGACACGACAGACAGGGUCAAAAAUUCUUCCCUGGUUGUUAAUUUUCUCGAAAUCUAUGUCUUAAGUAGUUGAACAUGUUAUUACGCCAACCUUGUGAAAGUGACAAACUGACACGUUUUCAUUUUCGUCAAGAACAACUUUAUAUCGAAGGAGUGCCUUUGAUUUGACGGCCUGUACAUCCACAAUUUGACGGGAGACGACCAUUAAACCUGAUGAUGUGUUUCUGCGCAUGAGCUUAGCUAGCCAACGUUGCCAUGGCAUCGCCUACAAGCGUGAUCGGGGAUUUCUAUUGGAGAAGCAGUUUCUGCGGCAUCUUCAAUCUAAUCAAGCAUGAACUGUGGGACGUUGUAGAAAGGUGUCGUUUUCAACAGGCCAAUCAAUAUUCAUCAUAGUUAAGUGCAGAAAACGUGGUAAUUGACUACAAUGACCAGAAUCCAGCAUACAGCUGCCUGUUCUCAUUGGUUCUUGCCCGGGCUUGCUUGGGGGGCCAGCAGACAGACAUGGAGAGGAAGAGCGAUAGAGAACAGUUGUUUAGGUAUCUUUAACCGAAAAUACAUCUAAUUGAUAGAUAGUUGUCUGUUUUGCCAUGUACAAAUGUGUUAUUCAAUGCAUUUCUAUAAGCUAUAGCAGUAAAUGCCACAUUCAAUGUUUGAUCACAUUUGAUUUUUUUAUAUAUGCCUCAUUCAAAAUCAAGUGGCUAAAUGAUCCAUUUUAUGACCAUCUUAAAACAAUUCCAUAUGUUAGCUUAGUAGAUAUUGUGAUCUAAGGGCUUAGACCUACAGGGGUUAAAGUAUAGUAAUGUGACUAAAGGAUAGUUAAUUAAUAAGUGAUAAGCAGUAAUGGGCAGUCACUACCAUUAUAAGGGUUUUAUUAAUUAAAUAAUAGUCAUCAUCAUACCAAAAACAAAUAAUGUAAUAUACACAACCAAAACAUAUGUAAUGUGAAUAUGUAACAAAUAAUGUGAAUAAAUGAUGGUUAGAGCCUAAUAAGUGAUAGUAAUGGACAGUCAUACAUCAAUUGUUUUAUUUUGUGUUGUUGCAGCAUUCAACCCACAUAAUGCAUUUAAAAAUAUAUAUAUGCAGUACCAGUCAAAAGUUUAGACACCUACUCAUUCAAGGGUUUUUCUUUAUUUCUUUUUUACUAUUUUCUACAUUGUAGAAUAAUAGUGAAGACAUCAAAACUAUGAAAUAACACAUAUGGAAUCAUGUAGUAACCAAAAAAGUGUUAAACAAAUCAAAAUAUAUUUUAUAUUUGAGAUUCUUCAAAUAGCCACCCUUUGCCUUGAUGACAGCUUUGCACACUCUUGGCAUUCUCUCAACCAGCUUCAUGAGGUAGUCACCUGGGAUGCAUUUCAAUUAACAGGUGUGCCUUAAAAGUUAUGGAUUUGUGGAAUUUCUUUCCUUAAUGCGUUUGAGCCAAUCAGUUGUGUUGUGACAAGGUAGGGGGGGUAUACAGAAGAUAGCCCUAUUUCUUCACUAUUAUUCUACAAUGUAAACAAUAGUAAAAAUAAAGAAAAACCCUUGAAUGAGUAGGUGUGUCCAAACUUUUGACUGGUAGUGUAUAUCAAAACUGAAAUUAAAAACCAAGAUUUUUUUUUUUUUAACCGAACCGACCUUAAAAAAACACUAAUCGCUCAGCACUAGUAUCAAGUCUCCCUAUUACACUCAAUGACUACAUCAAGCUUGUGACUCUACAAACUUGUUGGAUGUAUUUGCAGUUUGUUUUGGUUGUGUAAAAUGCAUAAAAAUUGUACACCCAGCAACAGAUGAAUAAAGUGCAUUAAUUUCUAAAUAGUAAUGUAUGUAUGAAAACACCCUCAAAUAAAAGUUGACAUUCUGUACUGUCGUCCCAUAUGAUACAUUUGAUCUCAAAUCCAAAAUGCUGGAGUAUAGAGCCAAAUGAAAGGUGAAAAUGUGCAGAAAUUGCUCCGCCAUUUCCUUGUUGCAAAAUUUCAGUUUGUGGCAAAACAAGCAGUCAUUGUGUAGAGAAUCAUUGUACUGGCCAUGAAGAAGUUUUGUGGGGAUUCAUUUGGUAUUUAGCAAAAGAUUAAGGGGAUGUGGAAAGAGGAACUCUGACUUCCUGGUAACCUCACCGAUUUGAAAGGACAUCAUGGUAGAGGUAAACGAUUAGCAACAGAACCUAUUGUGCAUCGUGAAAGUGGCUUCCUUUCCUCAUCUGUUCUUCAUCUGUACAAAUCUUAAAGUGAUAGUUCACUUCGAAGACCUUAUUGUCAAUUUACCUAUGAUGGUGCCAUUUUAAGAGACCGACCGAUGUGAGAUUUUUGUGAUAGGAAAUACCCAGAUUCCAAUAUAUCUGGGAGGCAUUUUUCUAAUUGUGCAGAUGAAGUAAUGGAGAUGAGGAAAAUGUGUUACUAAAGUUUGUUGAGAUGCAGCCCAGGUAUAGCUUGUUGGAAUCUGAUCGCUGCUGUAAACAGCCUGAUUCUGUUUUACUGCUGUUAUCACUCUUGCCUUCUUUCAACAGAUGUGUGUUUGGAAUAUGCCAGAAAAUGGCUGCUCCAAAUAGAAGCAGUGGCUGGGUUUAAGUCAAAAACCCUGGGGCCAAACAUAGUGCUUUGAAUAAGCCUGUAUGUCCUCUGAUUUGGUUAAAGGUGAUUCAAUCACUGCCAAUUUAGUUUUUGAUAAUGUCCUCAUUACAGACAUAGGCUCAAACAGUUUCAAUGAGGACGAAUGCCAGGCUGAUACGUGCAGUGAAAUAGAAUGAUGAACGCAGCGAUCAGGCUUGUUCCACCAGGUUAGCUUUUGUGGACUGAGGAAAUGGGAAGAUGGAAGAUUGGACUGUAAGAAAUUGAGUUUAAGAGCAGGUGCUGGUCAUGGCAGCUUUCACACUCAGCCUUUUGGUUGGUUGGCCUUGAAUCAGAAAGAAAAUAAGUGUUACUUUUGCACCACCAUUGAACAAUGUGCCUCCCAUUGGCUGGCAAGGGAACUGUGUGCAUUUAUUAGCAUGCCUUUCACUGCAUGGGCUAUCCAGAGUGAGACAGUGAGGUGGUGUGUAUGAAAAGAGGCCAGAUGCCCAGGUAAGUGCAGAAUUGGACAGUUGUAGGGUCAUUGGGAAUGAAAUGGACAAAUGCAAGUACUGGCAACAGACAAGCUGAUGCGUCAUAUAUUUUAAGAUUUAUGUUAGUUAUGUUAUGAUUUAGCAGCCAUUUCCCAAAACAACUCGGUAAACACGCAAGUUUAAGUCAAAUAGAGGGGCUGUUCAGUGGGACAUAUUUGGGACCAAAUUACAAUGAGAAGUAACAUGCAGUAACAUGUGUUUUGCCUAUAUUAACAACUACAGGUUGUUGACAUUUUAUUUAUUAGGGUUUUAACCGUUCUCCCAAAAUGAUUAUCAAUUGGCAUUCCCUUUGUUUUGAGUUCAGUAAGCAGAGAGAAACACUUCUGUAUAGAGCAGGGGUGUCAAACAUACGGCCCUCGCGCCAGAUAUUAUAGAAAAAUCUAAUUUAAGUGGGGGAACAAACUCAAUAUACUUUAAAAUUACUAAAACCAAAUCGAAACUGUGUAGAAAUAAUGGACCUAUACAGUUUCUUGACUGUCCAGCUCGCUAGAAGUGUCAGGGAGCAUAGAAAAUUCCAAAAAUGAUGGAUAGAGGACUAUUUUCUUGUCAAUUAUGUUGGCAAGGAAGUAUAACCAAUUUUCAGUGCAGCCCUCCGGACCUCGUUGAAGAACGAAUGCGGCCCCCGGGGCAAAAUUAGUUAGACACCCCUGGUGUAGCGUGACAGGGAGUCCUGAAAAUAACACUUAGUGAUGCCAUCUGUUAACAUCCUAUAAUGUUAUAUGGCGGAACCAAAACGAGAUGAGGAAGGAAACCGGUGCAUAUAGAUAUUUUUUUUUGUCUGAAGUGGAAUUGCCUCUGUACUUUUUUCAGGCUGCUGUUGUCUCCUGCAGUGUAUUAGUUGUACAUAGCCUGUCGGAGGACCACUCCACUAAUAGAUUCUCUUUUAUUGUCUCUUCUCUCCUUGUCUCUCUCUUUUUUCUCUCUCCUUUCUUCCCCUCCCUCUCUUGACUCCACAAUCGCACCGACAGUGGCCACUUAAUCCCUCCCCUUUGCUGCACACUGACCAACCAAGUGUGAAGAGGACUGUUUCUAGCCCCUCCCCUCAUAAACAUAGCCCCUCAUUCCUAUUGGCCAGUGAGUCUCAGAUCCUGUGUGUUUUGUGGAGUUGACUUUUGGUAUGCAUCAACAUGACCAUUAAGAAGCUACAACCAGGGUGGUUAGAGGGUGGGGGUGGGUUCAUUUGAAUACAUUCAUUUUUCUAUUGUAAGGAGUGUUUAGUUUGCAUCCCAUGCCCCUCCUCCCCUUCCCCUUAAAGGGGCAAUCUGCAGUUGCUACAUCCAUUUUUGGAUUGUGAAAUAAUUAUGUACCCAUUGAUUCUUGAAGAAUAUACAGUGCCUUAAGAAAAGGUAUUCACACCUAUUGACUUUUGCCACAUUUUGUUGUGUUAAAGCCUGAAAAAUUGAUUAAAUUGAGAUUUUUGGUCAAUGCCCUACACACAAUACCCCAUACUGUCAAAGUGGAAUUAUGUUAUAAUCUUAUUAUUUUUAUUUUUUAAGAUUAAAAAUGAAAAGCUGAGAUGUCAAGAGUCAAUAAGUAUUCAACCCCUUUGUUAUGGCAAGCCUAAAUAAAUUCAGGAGUAAACAUUUGCUUACGUCAGGUCUUGCCAUAGAUUUUCAAGUAGAUUAUUUUGGAAUGAAUAAUGGGCAAAUGUUGCACAAUCCAGGUGUGGAAAGCUCUUAGAGACUUACCAAGAAAGACUCACAGCUGUAACCGCUGCCAAAGGUGCUUCUACAAAGUAUUGACUCAGGGCUGUGAAUACUUAUGUAAGUUAGAUAUUUAUGUAUUUCAUUUUCAAUAAAUAAGCAAAAAAUCUUUGUCAUUAUGGGGUAUUGUGUGUAAAUCUAUUUAAUCAAUUUUGAAUUCAGGCUGUAACACAACAAAAUGUGGAAUAAGUCAAGGGGUAUGAAUACUUUCUGAAGGCGCUGUAACUUAUAAAUGCCUCAUGAGCUUAGUUCAACUGAUGUACUCUAUCAGGACCCAAAAUAUAUACGCUUGUUUUACUCCAAUGUUUGUAAUCAAAGUAAAUGCAAACAAACAAUAUAGCCUAAAAACAAGGCUAAAACUAUAGUUGUGACAUCAUGGAUGGUCAGUCUUUGCAUCCAUAGCUGUGCUUAUGAAUUUGAGAGUGGUUAUAUUUCUCCAGCCCCCUCCCUCAGCGUUUUACCGAAUCAGGGUGGGGAGGAUGCUUGUUUAUUGUUUCAACUGCUGGUUGCCGCUUUAACACUUACUUGACAAAGAUUAAUAGGCUAGAAAAUCCAUAUUUACCUGGAAUUAGAUGGUAGAAGGGGGUUGGAAAGCUUUGCUAUAGAGCUUCUUUGCCAUCUAACUUUUGCCAACCCCAAACAUCACGUGGAAAUGUUCCUUAUGCAACAGAACCAAUGUUGUCAGCCCAGUCUCAGCCUGCUAGUGGACACAACACUCCAAUGACCAUGAUUGCUAGCUCCAGUUCGAUAGAACCCUUUUACUUGACAGGGAGCUGUCGUGUCACAUUAAAACAUUGCUAGACAGGAGCCAACCCAGCCAGUUAUCUUGGGAAACCCCCCCUGAGGGGAUUUUUCCCCCAUUGCCACUGGCUUGGGGCUUGGGGAGGCUCCUCUGUUGGCUGUCCAACCUUGGGGGGGUUUGAACUUUUUGUGCUGCCUCCUUCCGUUCUCUUUUGCAGGGGUAACCCCAGUGCGGCCCGCUUUGCCCGUGUUACCUCAGGUGGGCCUGGUCAACCCAGUGCUGGCCUCACCACCGGUGCUGGUCACCUCUCUAGUGGCAGCUCAGGAGGCCAAGAAGAAGGAAGUGGAGGAGGAGGAGGAGGCCUUGCAGGAUGGGACGGGCCAGGAGCCGCUGAGUGAGCAGGAGAACAUGAGCAUCUCCGGGAGCAGCGCCAGACACAUGGUCAUGCAGAAGUUGCUCCGCAAACAAGAGGUGGGUUGA